AUGGCUCCUGAACUCGUCCCCACCAGCGUCGCUAAGUCGGGUUUCACCAUACCCGCCACCCUGCCGAGCCGGGCAUACGUCACCUUCUUGGCCGGCAACGGUGACUACGUGAAAGGCGUCGUCGGAUUGGCCAAGGGAUUGAGGAAGGUCAAAACGGCAUACCCAUUGGUCGUUGCGGUCUUGCCCGACGUCCCUCAAGAGCACCGUCGUAUUCUGGAGUCGCAGGGUUGCAUAGUCCGAGAGAUCGAACCCGUUUGCCCGCCCGAGAACCAGACCCAGUUCGCCAUGGCCUAUUACGUAAUCAACUAUUCCAAGCUCCGAAUUUGGGAGUUUGUGGAGUAUAGCAAGAUGAUAUACUUGGACGGGGACAUUCAGGUGUACGACAACAUAGAUCACCUGUUUGAUCUGCCAGACGGCCACUUCUACGCAGUGAUGGAUUGCUUUUGCGAGAAAACAUGGAGUCACACGCCGCAGUACAAGAUCGGGUACUGCCAGCAGUGCCCGGAGAAGGUGCAGUGGCCCACAUCGGAGCUGGGACCACCACCCUCACUUUACUUCAACGCCGGCAUGUUUGUGUUCGAGCCCGACCUCGAAACCUACCAUGACCUCUUGACCACUCUCAAAGUGACUCCUCCCACCCCAUUUGCGGAGCAGGACUAUCUGAACAUGUUCUUUAGGAAAAUCUACAAGCCAAUUCCUUUAGCUUACAAUUUGGUCCUCGCAAUGUUGUGGCGACACCCGGAGAAUGUGGAGCUUGACAAAGUGAAAGUGGUGCAUUAUUGUGCAGCAGGAUCAAAGCCGUGGAGGUACACAGGCAAGGAGGAGAACAUGGAGAGGGAGGACAUAAAGAUGUUGGUGAAGAAAUGGUGGGACAUAUACAACGACACGUCGUUGGAUUACAAGAAACCAUCGGCACCAGGAGCAAGAGCAGCUGUGGUGGGCGGUGCUGAAGGCGAAGGGGUGAACAUGCAGCCCUUCAUUGAGGCUCUGUCGGAAGCUGGUGUGGUGCAAUAUGUGACUGCCCCAUCAGCCGCUUAA
Molecule: messenger RNA, 1038 nt
Organism: Prunus armeniaca (apricot)
Lineage: Eukaryota; Viridiplantae; Streptophyta; Magnoliopsida; Rosales; Rosaceae
Source: the annotation of a GenBank genome assembly